AUGAUGCAGCCACAGCAACAAUCACAGGGAGCUGUUGCUCCUCAGCCUCAGUUGCAACAACAACAACAACAACAACAGCAGCCAGAUACACAAAUACUUCAAAUACAUCCACAACAACAACAACUACAACAACAAACAAUGAUGCCAACAUUGGUAGAGCUAUGCUUUAUAUCAAUCAUGGAGAAGAUGGAGUAUAAUAAUGAGGACUUGCAGCGUAUUCCACUUAACUUGAUCGAGAAGUUGAUCAGCUUCAUGGUGUCGCGAUUACAUCCCAAUGAUGUGUCAUCUGGCGUUCAGACACGUCCCAUCAAGAUCAGACUUGUGCGACAGAAUCGCUGCAUUACCAUGCGCUUCUCAAUCUACUCCAAGAUCGAUCACGUCAUUCAUCAGAUCUAUCAACGCGUCGUCAACGAAGAGAAGCGAGACUUUAUGGAAAAGUCAUCACAGAGGCGGCGGUCCAUCAGUCCCAACACAACAUCCGAACAACAUAUUGUUGGUGCUGCUGGUGGUAUUGGCGCGACUGGAGGUAUUGGCGCAACUGGCGGUGCUGGCGUUACUGCCGCGGCGAUGGUGUUCCCAACAGCGACCACGACUACAACGACCACAACCUCAACAUCAACAACUACAACAGCGAACAACAAUAACAACAAUAACAUUGGAUACCAAGAUGAUGACCUGAUCGAUGAGUUCAACGACAUUGAGAACUAUAACCCAGCGGGAUUCAGUUCCUCUUGGGGCGACAUUGAUCGCUACGGACUCUUCCAGCAGAGCGGCCAGUUUAGAAACGCGCGCUGGCUGAAGCUGGACCGCACACUGGCCGACUACGACAUCGACCCUAACGAGACGCUGGAGUUCAAGAACACGAUGCGCACGCUCAAGAUCAAGUUCUACGGGCCGUGGGAGCGUGUCGUCCACCCGCUGCACCAGAGCAGCAUGCUGCUCGACGAGACCGUCAAGACGUUCAUCGUCGACGAGUCCAAGACCGUGGCCGAGAUUUCGAGCGACCUGGCCAACAAGCUCAGUCUGCGCUACCCCGACGAGUUCAGUCUGAAGCUCGAGACGGAGCGCGAGGAGGUCGGCCGCUGGCUCGCCUCGGACGUCACCAUCCCCGAGCAGGGCAUCGACCCGCUCUACGCCACGUUCUUCCUGAAGCGCCAGUUCUGCUUCUCGGGCGACAUCAUCAUCGACUUCUCCAUGAACCCCGACAUGCUGCACUUUGUCUUUUGCCAAUGCUUUGACGCGAUACUCGACGGCUCGCACCCAUGCUCGCAGGCCGAGUCGGUGCUGUUUGCCGCACUUCAAUGUCAGAUCUGUUUCGGCGACUACAAUCAACGUGAGUUCCAGCUCGACUCGAUCAAGCUACGCGACUUCCUGCCCGCGGACUACGCGCCCUCAUCAUCGUCGUCGACGUCGCUGCGCAGCACACAGCGCGAGAUUGUCGCUCAAUACCAGAAGCUGGCGGGCAUGACCGAGCAGAAGGCAAAGCUAAACUACAUCCAGUUGGCCAAGUCGCUCAAGACCUAUGGCUACACAUUCUUCAAGGUGACGAUGUGCACGGACAGCUUCCUGUUUGGCAUCUCUGCCGAGACCAUCCUCAUCCUGAACCCAUUCACCAAGUCGUCGGUGCACCUGUACGCACUGCCCAGCGUCAAGAAGUGGCAGGUGCUCAACAACAUGUUCACGAUUGAGUUUGAUCGCAACAUGACAUUCACGACGCCCGAGGCCGAGGCCAUCUCCUACGUGCUCUCAUCAUACAUCCAUCACAAUCUGCGCAACAUGCCGGUCAUCCAGAAGCAAUGGGACAGGGACUACAGCACCGUGGCCAAGAUAUCAUCGCGGCGCAGGCUGUCUGCCUGCUCCACAUCGUCAUUGGAGGAUGGCAAGAUAUCAAAGUCAUCACUCAUUGGCGGUGGCUUGCUGUCAUCUUCGUCCACAAACACAAAGAAGUGUCCACUGUAUAUUGAACCAAAGAAGAUGUACAUCAAUCCACUGUAUACACUGGUCAACGAAGACAAUCCAAUGCUCUCAAAGAAGGAGUUAUACAAGGACAACAAAGUGACCAAGGUCAUGCGAGUGCUCACCGAUCUCUCAUCCAAGAUGAUGCAAUCAUUCUCCAAAGACCCCAUCGUACAGGAGCGUGAGAUCAUUGUUAAGUUCUCGGACAAGAAGGUUAAGAAGUUCAUUGUCGACGAGAAGAAGACGGUGGCAGAGAUCACACAAGAGAUUGGAAUGAGGGUGGGCAUUAGGAAUACAGAGGACUUCUCAUUGCAGGUGCAGACGAUCAAUCCAAACGACCCAGUUUCUUCGGCUUCGAACCAGAACGAUGAGUUUAUGGGCGGCAAUGGCACUUGGCUGCGCCCAUACGUCGCGCUCUCCCAACAACACGUGCACCGCGACGCCAAACUAUUGUUCAAGAAGAAGUUCUACGCGCAUGACACUGCCUCGGACGACUGUCAGAACGACCCAGUCUACUUCAACCUGCUUUUCUUCCAAUCACGCGACGCCAUCAUCUCCAACACGUACGCGGCUUCCAUGGAGGAGUCGAUACAGCUGGCGGCCACACUGUUCCAGAUCAACUUUGGCGAUCACAAUCCCACCAUACACAAGGCCGGCUUCCUCAAGCAGCAGGACCUCAAGUUCUUUUUGCCGGCCGACUGUCUGGAGCUGUGGGGCAUGUCGUUCCAAAAGAUCGAGAAGCACAUCUACAAGGAGCAUCGCAAUCUGCGCGGCAUCAAAGAGGUCUAUGCCAAGUUCCGCUACGUGCAACUAUGUCGCUCGCUCAAGACCUUUGGUGCAACAUUCUUCACAGUCAAACAGAAGGACAAGAAUCACAACCCAUUCGUCACGCCCAAUCACAACUCAUUGCUCUCAUCCAACAACAGCUCCUUGCUACUAGGCUUCUCUCGCAAGUGUAUAUUAAUAAUGAUCGCAAAGAACAGGAAACUGUUGCUGGAGUUCCCUUUGACACAACUUAGAAAGUGGUCAUACUCCAAGGAGCAGCAGAGCCUUUCACUGGACUUUGGCGACUAUUCACAGGGUAUAUUCGUGUUCCACACGCCAGAGUCUGAGCAGAUAUCGAUGUAUCUCAGCGACUACAUCGACUACCUGCAGACCAAGAUCGUUGGCAGUCAAUCCUUCUCAAGAAUGAUUCUUGGAGAGUCAUCUUGA
Messenger RNA from Acytostelium subglobosum LB1, 3168 nucleotides. RefSeq lists its product as hypothetical. NCBI's taxonomy places the organism in Eukaryota, Evosea, Eumycetozoa, Acytosteliales, Acytosteliaceae. Gene Ontology annotation, biological process: cell-cell adhesion. The transcript has 3 exons. The coding region runs from base 1 to 3168 and encodes 1055 amino acids. The record is from RefSeq and is a predicted model, not a curated record. Gene Ontology annotation, cellular component: cytoskeleton; plasma membrane.